AUGGUUGUAAAGAAACUGUGGAAUAAGUUUGGUGGAGAGGCUAAAACGGCGAUUUAUCAGAAGAAGUCCAUUGAGAAGUUUGAAAAAUUGGCUGCUGGGGAAAAAGUUGCAGCUCCAAAGCAUCCAACUGAUCAAAAAUAUUUUGAUUUAGCAUUGAGAGACGAGAAAAUUGCAGAAGUACGUUUGUUCCAGCGAACUUUAAUUUAAGUAUUAUGAAUAAUCUGCAAGAGUAAAACUUUCAGGAAGUUAAGCGAAAAAAUGAAGAUCUCAUCGAUAAAGUCAACAAAAUUAAGAUCAAUUCAACGGAGGUCCAACAGGACAGGUCUUCUCGGUAAUUUGUUUAGUUCCAUUAUUCCUUUUUAGACCUCUACCUUCAAGAGAAUCGGAAUGGCAAUACCGAGACACUCCAGACUACAAAUUUGGAUUCCAUGAGAUUCCUUCCGAAAAAAUGGAAUCAAACACGAUUAGUGCAAGAGAGAUGUAUGAGGUAAGGCUGACACUGAUGUAAAAGUGUUGUAAAUUUAAGUUACUGAGCAUUCAAGCCAAAGUAGAAAAGGAUGGACGGCAGGUGGAUCUCAUGGCUCAUGAAGUAAGUAUUCGUUCGGCGUAAAUUUUGUAAUUUUUUAGGGAUAUCGUCGUCUUUCGCCAGAAAGAAGAGAAAACUUAUUCAAAUAUUUUGGUCUGUUUGUAACAAGCGAACAACAGUCUGUUGUGGAUCGAAGUGAGGUGGAAUUACUUGUGGAUUACAUGAAUAACAGAACUGGGGAGAUAGAUAAGAAUCGACUGGCUAUACAAGUCAAAAGGGAAGCUCUAGCGCGUGUAAGAAAAGAAAGAAAUAAAGAGAUCGACCAUGAAAAGAGGGAAGAAGAGCAACAACGGUUGCUUGAAAUGGAGAAACGAAGGGAUCGAGAAUUUGAACGAUUGACGCAGAAACUAAAAGAGGUUGAACAAGACACCUUGAAAUAG
Messenger RNA from Bursaphelenchus xylophilus (pine wood nematode), 966 nucleotides. The record is from the annotation of a GenBank genome assembly. NCBI's taxonomy places the organism in Eukaryota, Metazoa, Nematoda, Chromadorea, Rhabditida, Aphelenchoididae.